AUGGUGGAUGCGGACGUGUACUUCGGCGAUGACUUUGGCCAGAAGAUCGACCUCACCGUGCGCAUUCGCGAGAUCCUGCGCAACUAUCCCGAGGGCACGUCCAUCUUCAAGGAAAUGGUGCAGAACGCCGACGAUGCCGGUGCUACAGAUGUGAACUUGUGUCUGGACUAUCGCCAGCACGCCGCGACGGGUCUCGCGUAUGAGAAGCUCGCAUCUUUCCAAGGUCCGUCGUUGCUGGUUCACAACAACGCCACGUUCAGUGCUGCCGACUUUCAGUCGAUUCAGCGCAUUGGAGACUCACUUAAAAAAGACAACUCGAAAGGGUGGAAGACUGGGCGCUUUGGUGUCGGCUUUAACUCCGUGUAUCACGUGACUGAUCUGCCCACGUUCGUGAGCGGCUCGCAGCUAGUUUUCUUCGACCCUCAGGCUUGCCACUUACCAAACGUCAACCCAAGUAACCCUGGAAAGAUGAUUGACUACAUCGCGCAUCCUGAUCUGGUGGACAACUUUCCUGCUCAAAUCGACCCGUUCCGAUGCUUUGGGUGCAACUUUUCGGAGUCCUUCGCGGGGACGAUUUUUCGACUUGCACUACGAACCGAAGAGCAAGCACAGCAAAGCAAGCUCUCGAAUCGCGCUCAAACGCCGGCAAAAAUGGCAGAAAUGCUAAAGGAGUUUGCUGACAGCUUGCCGACCGUGUUGCUGUUCUUGCGCAAUGUGUGCAAGAUAUCGAUAUGGGAAUGGAGAGCUGGAGAGGAUUCUCCCGCUGUUUUACACGAAGCUUUGAUCACCAAUAUGACGUCAGACAUAAAAGCAAAGCGCUCGCUGCAACAUACAAGUCUGGGUUCAAGUCGACAACUUGCCACCCAGCGGUUCUCAGCUGAUGGAAUCGUUUGCGACUACCCCCUGAAAAUUGAAGCUCGACACUGCACCGCAAGUUUGACGAAGGAAUACAUGAUCAUGAAUCAGCUUGGUGGUGGAGACUGCACCAAAAUCGCAUGCGAUCUAGCCAAUGCAAGUCAGCGCCUUGUUCCGUGGGGUGGUGUAGCUGUUUCAACGACUGCUGAUUCCGCAAAUACUGCUAUAUCUGGCCUUGCAUUUUGUUUCUUACCGCUGCCGACGCAUACGUAUUUGCCUGUGCACGUGAACGGAUACUUCGAACUCUCGUCUAACCGUCGAGACAUUUGGUUUGGUGAGGGUCUAAGUGGAGACGGGUUGCUUCGUGCACAGUGGAACAUUGCCUUGCUUCGUGAUGUGAUUGCGCCAUGCUAUGCUCGAGCUGUAUUGCACCUGGCGAACAAUCAAGUUAUGGAGCCUGAUCAGCACGUCCAGCUACUACCACAAGCGCUCCCACCAGCGCCCUGGGACUCCCUGACGUACGCCUUUUUGUCGUUAAUUCGUAAUAAGCCGUGUUUGUACAGUGAAGUUGGAGACGGACAGUGGGUGUCUCCUUUAGAGAGCAUGGUGAUUCGCAGCAGCUACUCGAACUCGAAGCACCUAGAGCAACUACUCAUUGAUGACGGUUUCCCGGUUGUUCGGAACUUGGCUGAAGAUCGUGAGCGUGUGUUGGUGAAAACCGGAACUGUCCCGUCGUACGUUGAACCACAAACCGUACGGAAGGCAUACAAAGCCAAACAUUCUAGCCAUGCGAGUAACCACGACGCAGUCAAGUGCUUGUUAAGCUUUAUGCUGAGUGACUUGGAGCCUGACUGCGUAAAUGCACUUGUCGGUGUCAAAUUUCUCCCGGUGGCAGAUGGAACUCUUCAAGUGUUUGAGAAUCGCUCCAAAUCUGAUCAUAAUGAACUCGAGUACCUGUGCUCCAUGGGGUUUACACGACAGCAUGCAGUGUUUGCACUAGCAGUCGCGGGGGAUAAUGGUGUGGAAACGGCGCUUAACUGGUUGUUGCAGAAUCCGAAUCCGUCGAGUGUAAGUGGAGAAGGAGCCAAUUGCACCUUUUACAUCCCAAGUCGUGAAGAACUGGAAUUGCUGGAGAAAGCACGUGGUCACUUAGUGAAUAUCGAAGCUAUAGGUGCAGAUGAACUAAAGCUUCUGUCAUCGGAAGUGGCGCAGAAGCAGCUUAACGUGCAAAAGCUGGAUUAUCAAGGCUUUGAAGAUAUGCUAGCAGUGGUGUUGCCUGCUGCGUGGUUUGGAAAGCUGCUAGUUCCUUGGAAUGGAGCAAAUGACGGCGAUGAACCAAGUGAGAAAUGGUUUCGGCAGCUCUGGAAAUACAUUGGUACGAGCAAGCACCUUUCCUCGUUUAAGGAUAAGUGGCCGAUCGUGCCAACAUCUUUGCACAAACUGGCGCAGUUGAGUGCUUCAGCAGGUGUGUUGAGUGCCGAGCUAAUUCCUGAGAGCUGCCUCCUGUGUUUGGAAAAGAUACAAGUGCGUCUUCUUCUGCCCAACCUGUUUGCAUCUUUUCAACCAAACCCGGAGGUAUGGCAGUAUAUUCACCAGCCAACUCCUGCCGGUGUACUGUCGUGCAUUGGAGUGGCCUUGGGCGACGGAGGCUUGGCAGUACCAGCUCAAGUGAAGGCAUUGUUCGAACGCACUGAGAGGUCCGACAGGGAGAACCUGCUUAAGUUUCUAAUGUCUGGGAAUAUCGAAGACAUCGGCGCGAACCACAAGCAAAUCGGCUGCAAGUUGCCCAUUUUUCCAGGUUUCCGAUCCGUCGCGCGUCUUGAAGAACGAGACACGCAGUGGACGAGCAGCGACGAAGAGGCGGGUGACGUGGACAGUGGGUUUUCUCCUGUAUUUGUGUCACUGGCGGAGAUUGAGGAGCAACACCACGAACCUCUGCUAUGCGUGGGCAUGACUCCGAAAUUCUUGGACGACAAGUUUGUUUUUGUGAAAGAAGGAGACACAGUACUGGCGAAAUUCCUGGCGCACUUGGGCGUUCGACGAAUUUCUAAAGUGGAGUUUUUUGCAAAGUACCUGAUUCCUCGUUUCAAUCACAUCAAGCCCGAAGCUCGCGUAAAAUUUGUGUACCAGUUACUGGUGGAACUGACUUCUUUACUCGCACAGGAUCAUGACGGCAUUUUGUCAAGUAUCCUCGACACUGCAACGAUUUUCCCGACAAUGACGGGAGAUCUGAAGUGCAUUGACGACUUGUACGACCCAGAGAUUGACGAGUUUAUGGAUAUCAUGGACGACUCCUUUUUCCCAGCGCUUGAGCUUCAAGAUCCGCAGCCACUGUCUGCGCUAAGGUCUAUUGGACUUCAGCGUGCGUUGUCUCGACGAUCAAUUCUGUCGCUUGCGGUGUCAUUAGAAAACGACCAAAUGAGGAUCGCAAGUGGCAGCGCUGGACUGAAAGACGACGAUGAAAUGUGCGAGAAGCUACGCUCUCGUUCCAUUAAAUUCUUCCAGUACGUCGACACGCACAUGGACCAGCUGGUAACUCCAACAUCACUUCAGCGAAAGCCCCACAUGCUUGCAAAGAAAAGCAAAAAGAGCAAGGGAAUGCGCUUUUUGCGAAAUUUCAUAGGUGAUGAUCGCCUACGCGGACUUGACGCACUGCAUGGCAACAACGCGCUACCUGCCGAAGAGCUGGAGGGUCAAGCAAUGGAGAAAGCAGAAAUUGAAGAUUUUAAGGCGAAAUUGGCGAUUAUCGUGUGGAUCCCAGUGUGUGAGGAGAAACCGCACCCCGCAGCGCCAUGGUACAAACAAGGGGAACGAAUUAUCGUCGCGUCGUCGCAGCAAUCUCGGCCGACAAAGCAAUUGUGGCUUUGUUCAUCUCAGUUCCACAUCAUAAAGUGCACGGUGCAUUCAGAAGUCCUGCGAGGUGUGCUGGGGUGGGAUAAGCUUGUGCCAGUUGAGACGAUCGCUGCCCAGCUAAAGAAGAUCUCGCUACUCUUUGACAGCCAACGAGUGCAGGAUGAGGGAGAACUGAAAUCUGGCGCUGACAGCGACACUCACGUGAUUUGGUCUGCGGUGUACAACAUUUACCAGGUGUUAUCGGUAUUUUUUGAGACUGAGAUGGGAGACCGCCGGAGCCAGGUGCUAGCGAUUUUGGCAGGGAACGGCAAGUACGUAUGGGUUGGUGACCGCUUUGUGUCGGCCAACCACGUGGCCAACGUGGCUGUUGUGAACGCAGAACCCUAUUUGUACACGGUUCCGAAUGAGCUACUUCAUUUCCGGCCUUUCUUACGAGCGAUUGGUGUCCGAGAAAGGUUCGCACUGGCAGAUUAUGUGCACGUUCUCGGGUCAAUGUACAAGGAGUGCUCAAGUGUGGUGACAUCAGAAGACGGGGGCACGAAGAAUGCCCCUCUCUCGGGUGAUAAACUGACAACGGCGAUCGGAUUAAUUCAGUUGAUCAGUGACACGCUCCAACACCACUCCGAUUAUGAGUUGUUCGCCCCGGACCGAGAUGGAGUGCUUGAGUUCGCAGCAAGUUUGACGUUUGACGACGCUCCUUGGCUGAAUGAACGCGAUUACGAGACGUCUUCGGGGUCCACUCGAUUUAUUCACCCCAAAAUUUCCAACGAAGUCGCUGCAAAAAUCGGAUGUCGGUCUUUACGCAACCAGUUGUUGCAUGAGAGCGGCCACGAAGCUAUGUCUUUUGGAGAUGUCGAGGCGUUUGGCCAAACAGAAGCGCUGACAAAGCGAAUUGCGCACAUUCUCGAGCAGUAUCCGGAUGGACCGAAUAUUAUCAGUGAACUCAUUCAAAACGCUGAUGAUGCCGGUGCUACUCGUGUCGCUGUAUUGUACAACGGCUUGAUGUUUGAUCCGCAUGCCACCCACCUGCCUGGCAUAUCCGCUGUGAACCCAGGGAUCAAGAUUCGUUUCGCAAAUGCAAGCAUCGUGAAGCAAUUCCCGGACCAGUUUGCGCCAUUCAAGGGUGUCUUUGGAUGCGACCUAGAACACCAUUACAAGGGCACCUUGUUCCGCUUCCCGCUCCGUGAUAGCUCUCUUGCAGAAAGCAGCGAAAUCAAGCGUCGAGGCUACUCGCACCGCGAAAUUGCGGAAUUAUUCAAAAGUUUCCAGGCGUCAAUUAUUGACACAUUGUUGUUCCUGCGGAACGUCCGCAAGGUGGAAGUUUACUUUCAACCCGAGAUCGACCAACCACCCGUACUUUUGUACGAUGCAGAAGUGCCCGAAGAAGAUCGAGGCGAAUCAUGGCGGGAGAUUGAUCGAUUUAUGCGCAAUACUGGAAAAGUACCUGGUGCGACGGAGUUGUCCGCUAAAAGAGAGUUUUACACCCGCUUGCGCUCCACACCGACCGAGGAACUUCCCUCUGUGAAGCAGGUGCUCCACAUUCGGCGGCGACAGCAAAAGGAACUUAAAGAAUCGUUUCGUCGCUUCGAUAUAGCAACGUCCCAGCACGAAGCAGAGGUGGAACUGGAUGAUCAGAUGGAGGAGACUAGUGAGAAGUACUUGGUAUGUAACCAAAUUGGUGGUGGGAAGGCGCGUGAUAUGGCUUGUGCUGCGGAAAACGAGUCCUUAAAGCUGAUCCCAUGGGUGGGUAUUGCCAGUCGUAUCGAUGGAGUGCCGACGGAAGGGCGUGCCUUCUGCUUUUUGCCGCUUCCUGUUCGUGUUGGCUUACCUGUCCACGUUAAUGGCUACUUUGAGUUAUCGUCGAAUCGCCGUGACAUUUGGACUGGAGACGACAUGAGUGGAGAUGGAAAGUUGCGCUCAGAAUGGAACGCAAACUUGUUGGUGGAUGCUGUCGCACCUGCGUAUUUGGCCUUCCUACUGGAAGCGAAAGCUAUGAGCCAGGGAGAUGCCUCUCAGUAUUUGACGUUUUUCCCGACGAAUCUCCCUGCCAGUCCCUGGGACAGCGUUGUGCUCGAACUCUUCCGCAUUAUGAAGAACAAGCCGAUGUUCUUUACGUCACCGAGCCAGGUGAUGGGUAAUGCACUCGUGGAGGGCCCCAGGAAAUCAGUUGCUCCAGGGUCAUGUGUCUUGAUAGACGACAGUCUGAGUGACUGGGAAAUACUCGAGGCUGCACUGAGUACAGUGUCUCUAUCGACGGUGUAUUUGCCUGUGGCUCUGCGCAAUUUGCUGGUUCAGCUAAAUACUGUUCAUGGAGCGAUGACGCCUGGCUUUUUCCGGCAACUGACACGAACGGGAGAUUUCCUACCCGUCUUGAAUCAAGAUGGCCUCAAGCGAGUUAUUCAACUCUGCGUGUCGGAUUGCCUAGGCCCUUCUAAUCUCCUUGCGGCUCAAUCUCUCAACCAACUGCCGUUGCUGCCUUUAAAGAACGGGAAGUUUGAAAGACUCUGCUUCACAGACACGAAUAACGACGUGAAUUCGAGCAGGAAGCAACAGCCGACCUUCUUCUUUGUAAAUGCGAUGGAGGAACAACUUUUGGCAGACUUUCAGCAUCGUGUGGUGCGUGGAGAGUUUAAGGAGCUGUUCGAUCAACUACCUGCAGUGUACGAGAACUCAAAUCUCGGUGUGGUGAAUCUCGAAACCAUAUUGGAGAGUUUCUUGCCUCACGUAUUGGGUCGUUGCUGGAGCAAAGUUCAGAAGGAUGUGUUUACUCUAACGUCGCCUUCAGGACUGGAGAAUAUUCAAGCCAAAAAGGACUGGAUCCGCUUACUUUGGACGUAUGUGGAGACUCAGCUACAAACGCUUGAACAACUGCCCCAAGAACUUAUGAAGUGGCCGUUGAUUCCCACCGUUGGUGACGGGGACAACCAAUGGGUUUGCCUGUCUGCAAAUGCCAGUCUCGUUUUCCCUCACUCGGAAGCGUCUCUGCUGUCAUCGGAAUUACUCUCUCAACUGCAACAUGUAUUGGCGAAGGUUGGUGUUCACAUUGUGGAUACGUCGUAUGUGAACGGUGAAAGGAGCAUGCAGUGGCUGUUGGCGCCUACCGAGCGGCAGGUGCUGUGCGACUUCUUCGCUCAGAACACGUUUGACACUGUGUCAAAUGACUUGCAUCCGAUUUUGUUCGAACUCCCGAUUUUCCCCGUGUACACGAAAGCCAUUUCCACUGCAGCAAGCGCCCGAGAUGACGACAGUAUGCAGUUCGUGAGCCUAAGACGAGGAGGUUACUUACCAGAUGCAAAUGCGGACAGCAGAAUUCUUGACGACUCAUUUUUUUGUGCCAAAAAGGAGGCGUUGAGGAGAUUCCUGCGAGACUACGGGAUUGAUGAGUGGACCGACACGAGGAUUCUGCUGGAGUAUGUUUUCCCUCGGCUCGAGGAACUAGAGAAACGAGAUGGGGAUUUAGUUGAUUCCGUAAUUGUUGGUGCACUGGAGACACUCUCGUAUCACCAGCGAAACAACUCACGCUUUCGUGAUGUUAUUACAACGCAAGCUAUCAUCCCGUCCAGGAAGCGAGUGUUUCGAGAAGUCCACCAGCUUCAUGAUCCAAGUGUGAGUGAGCUGAGUGAAUUAGUGGGGGAAAACAGUCUCCCAGCUCAAGCGUUCUCCACACCAGCGAUGGUUCCGAUCCUGCGGUCGCUGGGUCUUCGUACUGGACUUUCCUGCCAUGCUGUGCUGGAAAGUGCGCGUUCUAUUGAGACGAUGUAUGCAGAAAGCAGUGCCGACUCAGUCGACCAGGCGCGCCUCAAGUCUCACAGCUUGCUAUCGAUUGUGAACAAACACUUUGAUUUGAUGAUGUCCGAGUCAACUUCAAAUGAUUCCGUGACUGAUCAAGAAGGCAACAGCGAUAAACGAGCUAUGCAAGAUAUUGUGGCGGAACUGAAAGAAGUGAAAUGGCUACCUGUUCGGCUAGAACCACCCGACCCUGCAAUGCCAUGGAAAAAUCCAACCGAAAGUGGCGAUCAGCGAGUUAGUCUGUCCAAUGCAUCCAAGAUGCGCCCACUAAAAGAUGCAUGGCGCUGUUCGUCUUCUAUGGAUAUCCUGGAUGGAGAGCUUACGUCGGAAGAACUCAUCGGCGCGUUCGGGUGGAAGGAGCCGGUCGACGCUUAUGUGAUAGCGAAACAACUCGAGGCUAUUGGCUUGCAAUGGGAGGAGUACUGUGGCGUAAAGGAUGCUGAAGUGACCUCUACUUCGCCCAGUUGGCGCUUUCCAUUAUCGGAAGUCCAUCUCAUGUAUGAGGAGCUGGAAACCUAUCGACUAUCGGACGAAGAGGGCUGGAAGACGUCGUCUGUGCAUCGCAAGCUGGCAAAUGCUCUUUGGAUCUGGACCGGUAAAGGUUUUGCUUAUCCGUGUCAAAUAGCUGUGGAGGCUGACCCCGCGUUGGAGCCUCUGCUGUACUCCUGUCCGAGCGAGCAUAUUAUCCCACGGUCGCUUCUUGCUUCCUUUGGGCUAAAGAACGAUUUUGAUACUGUUGAUUACCUGGAAGCGAUCAUGAGACUGCCGCGAAAUGUUGUUUUGAACGGGAAGCAAGUGGCGGCGUGUUUGAUAAUUUACGAAACUAUCGCGGACGACACGCCGACAUUAGAGUCAUCCCUUGGCUCGUUCAUAUCACAAGAAAUGGUGUUGCUGGAUCAGUCUAAUCGGCUUGUUUCUGCCGUGCAGUUGAUAUUUGACGACAUGGAAUGGAACGAAUCACGAGAAGUUCGGCGAGGAGCGACUUUCGUAUCGAAUAAGGUUCCUAAAACAGUAGCAGGACUGCUGGGUGCUGCUUCGUUGCACUCCACAUUAGCACAGACAUCAGUCACCAGUCGGCGUGUUGUGUGUCCACCCGCUGAUGCCAUAAAGAGCGUGUUGCCUCUUCGGUCAGAAUGGCACCACACACUCCUUUGGGAAACGAUUCUUGCAGCAGAGCGACUUGGUGGUACACAAGUAGACUUCUUCCUGGAUAGCCGACAUCACUCGUCGCAGCGUGUGAUCCAGCCGUCUCUGCAACCACUGCAAGAUGAGGCACUGUGCAUCCACAUCCACGACCUUGUGCUGAGCGAAAGCGACAUAAACAACCUGUUCCAAGGAGAUUCUUCGCGCGCGGGGCUUCUCUGUGGCUUCGCCGUGUCCGACUGCAUGCAGAUUCUCAGUGGAGAGGGGUUUUACGUGCUGGAUCCGACGGGCUGUUAUCUGACCUCAUCAACUGGGACAACUACAGCCUCAACGCCAGCCUCAGGUCGGAUGACAAGUGUCGGUCGACGAUAUGAAGUGCUGAGCCAAGACUUCGUACGAUAUCCCGAUCAGCUGCUACCAUUUACCACCCUUCCUUCGUGUCCUAGUAACGUGUCGCAAGGAACGCAGAGUACGCUAAUUCGGUAUCCCUGGCGCAAGUCUGCGUCAGCUGUGUCAGCCUAUGUACUGGAUACGAGGGAAGCAGACAAAUUGGUUGUAUUCUUGAAGUCACAGCUAUUCCAAACGCUGAUUUUUACCGAGUGCGUGCACCGUAUUUCGCUUUGGAGUGUGGGCAAGGGAUCCGAGUUUGCAUCCCAUUGCCAUGGCGAAGUGUAUCUGGAUGCACCUGAACGUACGAUUCGAAAACGCAACAUGACACGGCAAAACCAAGAGUGGAAGAAGAGGUUUUCGCUGCAAAGCUUCUUCAAAACUCCACAGAUCCCUGAAAAUCAAAUGGAGUUCGUGGUGAACCUGGAAUUGGAGAAUCGGCAGCAUCGCGACACUUGGUUGUUUGCAGACAACAUCGGAUGGGGAAGAAGUCGCGAUCUGGCGUGCACUCCUGUCCAUGAAAUGCUCCACUCGUUGCCGUACGUGACUGUAGCGUGUCACAUCUUUCGCGAUGGUAAGCCAGCUCCUCGACUUCGCGGUCAUGUGUACAAAAUCGUGGACACAAAACAAAAGGUGGGCCUUCCAGUCCACAUCAAUGGCUGCUUUAAGAAGUCAAUUAAAGACAAGCAACUGGCACUGACUGCACCAAACCAAUCGGGUCGAGAAGAUGAUUCUGGUGGUGCAAGUGGCAGCGAGCUACAGGUUGCAGCUGGAUGGAACCGCAUUCUACUAGAAGAUGGUGCCUCCGACGCGUACGCGAAGCUUCUGAUGGUUGCAAGGCGGCGCUACGAAAGCUCUUUCCCCAGAGCACUUUACAAAAUAUGGCCCACGUUACAACAGAGAGGUGACAAACAGCUCGGCGCUCUAGUGCAGACGCACACGUACCAUUCGGUAGGGACACGGGAGCUGUUCCUUUGUACUGACGGCGCCUUCCGCGCACUGAGUAGCGGCUACCAGCUUGAUCUGAGUGGCAUGAAUAUUCAGGUGGCCUCGUUUGCUCAGCUGCACUUCCCAGCGUUUAACGUGCCAGCUAGAAUUCUGCAGGAUUGCUCUCGGCUUUUGCCGUCGCGUAUUUACGCCGUUACUCCAAGAGUUAUGCGACGCUUUUUGAGAAGUGUGAGCAGCUCGGAGGUCCUCUCCGAUGUCUGCCUAUCCCUGUUCGAGUAUUGUCUGAGCGAUUUGCCAUUCCCGUUGCCAAGUGAAGCGGAUCCAAUUUGGACGGAGUUUCACGGACUGUCGCUGCUACCGCUAGAGGAUGGAAGCAUUGGUGUGCUUCGGUUGAAUCAGCGCCGAACGAGCUACAUUCUAGGGUCGUUCAACCAGAUUGAGUUGCUUCGGCCUCUUGGGCACAUGUUUGUGUCUCUAGCGGCAUGCCAAAGACUGCACAAGUAUUUCUCGGAGACUCGGUUCACCUCCAUCUUUGGAGUGGCUUCCUUUUCCAUCAAGACCCUGGCGGAUAAUAUUGAGCGUGUGCUACCCUCGUACUGGAAAAACCAACCAGUUGUUGACUGGGAUCCUACGUCGUCGGUUGAUCAGUUGUGGCUAUAUCGCUUCUGGCAGGUAGUGCACUUUGAGCGCCGAUCUUUGGAGUAUUUUGCAAGCUGGCCGUUGAUUCCGGUGAAGGGAUCACGAUUGGUUUCUUGCGCUAAGAUGGAUAAGGCUGUAUGCGUCUGGGACGGCUCAGCAGAUAGCGAAAUAUCAGCGCAAGUGGCCGAGGCGUUUGAGGCUUCUACUACGGAGCAAGAUAGGAAAAUGGCUGGCAUGGAAGCUGAGCGCAAGCGGUUGAUGGAGCUCAGCUCUGAGAAACGCAAAAAGGACGAUGAACUAGCUGAUGAUAGUUCGGAUGACGACCGAAGUGGAGAAGUGGAUGAAGACAGCGACAAUGCGUCCAUUUCUGGUGAUGAAGAGUCAUCUGGAGGCGGUGUUACCGUCGAGGUGGAAGAUAUUCCAUCUCCAUUAAGAGAACGCAAGUCGAGUAUAAGAGACGUGGAAAGCGACGAUGGUGGCGAAGCAACACCUCUAUCUCCUGGUUCAUUGCUAGUGGCGCUAGAGAAUAUCAGCGACUACGAAGACGACGCUGAGAAUCUUGAGAGUGGUGACAUUAGUGAAGGCUUCGCAGUCCCCGUGUAUCCAGUUGAGGAUGAAUCACACGAGUUCUGUAGUCGUGAGACGCUUCAUAACGUUCUGUUGGAGCUGAAUGUGUCAAUGAUGGAGCUCGCGUAUCUCGGAGGUCAGGAGCGUGAUAUCGUGCCACGUUCUGCUGAAGUGGGCUUGGUAGUUCUGGACGGAAUUUUUGCCUCAGCUUGGGAAGAGCUUGCGUGGGAAGCGCUAACUGAAGCACGUGCUGUGCUUAUCGCCGAGUUUUUCGCGCACAACGGCGAGACCAAUGGAGGCUACAACCGCGUCCAACUGGAAAAGCUGAAACAACUGCCAAUUUUCGUGAAUGUCCGUGACGAACCCUGUGCGAUUCAUGGUGGACAGGAUUUCUAUUUAAUCCCACCGGAUCUGAACUUGACGGACAUCCCGUUGUCUCCUGAUGCCCAGCAGUGCUUUCUCAAGAGUAAUCCUCGCCUUAAUGGGCUCUACAAGGAGCUCGGGGUGGAUGAAAUGAGUGACAGCAAGCUCCUGAUCUACAUUCUUCCGAUGUUCAAUGAACUGCUCGAGUCCCAGCGGGACCAGGUGAUGCACAUUGUUCUACGGAAAUGGCAGUCGCUUCGUGGUAAUGCAGAGUUGACGGCUUUACUGAAGAUAUCGGCUCUGUUCCGCGACACCGAAAGUGAAGACGCAAGCUAUCGCCCCGCCGAUGCUUACUGCGACCCUCGAAACAAGGUACUGGCCACAAUUUAUGCUAGUGCUCGCGGACAGUUUCCAGCCCAGCGCUAUCGCACGCCCGAGUGGCUGGAUCUGAUGGGUGAGAUUGGUCUGCAAACUGAAGUUACCGUCGACAUUUUCGUGGAGUGUGCGCAACGCAUCGACGGACAGUUCUCGGGCAAACAGGCCUUGACACCUGAAGACGAGCAUCUCAUCACAACAUUGCACGAAUUUUUCGUCCAGAAUUUCGACAGGUUUGAUCGAGCUCGGUCAUUUUUCGAGAGAAUAACGUCGUUAGCAUUCGUCCCAGCGGUUGUGUAUGAGACCAUAUCGGAGUCGUCGAAUGGAGCUGCAGUCGAUUCUCAGAAGCGUGAAGGGCAGUUUACGUCGCGCUCGGUUGUCCGCAAGUACUCGGACUGUGCCACUCCAGAUGACCAGGCGUUAGUGUACUCAACUAUGCCGAUUCUGGCAAACGUGGCGCUACCACCGCGAGUACUUUACAGUCGUCUGGGAAUUAAGUCUCCACCUCCUCAGGAUCAAGUCGUGAGGCACCUGAUGACUGUUACGAAUGCCGAUCGUGCUAUGUCGUCUCGGUCGCUAGACUGGCAGUUCUUUUUGCCCAUGGUCGAGGUGUUCCAAUCAAUUUUUAAAUUUCUACAGGAGAACUGGGGAGAACUACGUGUGGAGACUCAGCAACGUCUCGCGAAUGCGGCAGUCAUCCCAGUCGGUUCGACUCUGGUGAAGGGCUCUCGUCUAUUCUUUCACUUGGGCGAGAACCUGGCUCCGCUAAUGUUCGAAGUACCACGAGUAUUUGGCGCGUACGACACGCUUUUCCGACACAUGGGCUCGAAAGAAGCCCCCGAAGUGGGCGACUACAUCCGGCUGCUACGAGAUCUGAAGGAAGAAUGCUGCGGUCACCCGCUCAACUUGAAUGAACUGAUCGCAGCUGCGCGUGCUAUCGACCUUCUCGUCGCAGCCAUGGCCGAGUCGAACUAUCGCCUUUCGCUGGAGGAGAAGAUCAGUAUCUUCCUUCCGUCAGGUACAGCUGUUAUGCAGUCGAUGUUGGUGAUGGCAUUCAACGACUCUGCGUCGCUCUGUUCCAGCGUUGAUCUCACGCAGCUGCAUGUGGCUCACCCUCGUAUCAGUACGAGGUGCUGUAAGGUGCUAGGGGUGCCAGGGAUUACUAGUAUUGUGACGGAAGAGUUAGAUGGCGGCGAGAAUCCGACUGAACUCCUGGCUAGUGACGAUAUCGCGCAUUUCAACAGCGUGUUGGCCUCGCAGCAGUUUGCUGACGGCUUGCGUAAGAUCAUCACGGCGCAACAGCAGAAGGCCUCAUCAUACGAUGCGUUUGGAUCCAUUCCCGAUUUUGAAGACCUCAACCAACGGAUCAUGAACUUGGCAACGUAUGAAGUCAAGUGUACGGCGGAGCUGCGCUCUCGCUUUAUUGCGAAAUUGGAUUUCCCUGCUCGUAGAAUUGAUGUGACCAAGACCGAGCGCCAGAGCAGCUUGUCGUUUUUGGACCAGACGAGAAGAAGAGUUUACAUCACAAAGCGGACACUCGAGGCGCGAUCUGAGAAGGGGAUGCGUGCGAGUCACUUGGUCGCUAGGUGCAUCAAUCAGUUGCUUGGAGGGGUGCUGCAGGACUGCUCCGUGCUGGAGUCUAUCUUAACAUGCGAUGAGAUGGAAAUCCCCGACGUACUGCAGGUGCUUGACAUCUACGAAGACCCCGUGUUGAUCGUGGAAAAGCUUCGUGGAGUGCUAGGCCAACCUUUAUGCGAAGCAGACUGUGCGAAUGUGGAGCUGGCGCCUUUGCGCUCUUGUCUGUCUGGAGAGUUCGUCGCUGUCGAAGAUGAAAGUGGAACGCUGUGUUACGCCAAAAUUUUAAGGGAACAACCCAGUGACGUAGCGGGUGUAUGCCGAUACGAAGUGAAGGUGAACAGUUCGUCUACACGAUGGAUACUAGCUACGCAAUUGUACUUCUUCCGCUCCGGUCGCGUGGGAAGCAGUGGAAGCAGUGCCACCGCUCAGAGUAAGAGACAAGCAGAGGAUGUUGCAACAAACCACUUGGAGAACGUCGCACUACCCGCAUCGGUCAUAGCGAUUGCUCCAGUAGCCCAAAGCGGCGAGAUUACUACUGGAUUUAUAAAUGCCAAUGCGCCCGCGGCGGCGGUGUCUUCUGCGAAUGUCUUAUCGGCUGUGAACGAUCUGCUGUCUCGCCUGAACGUGACGUUGGAUACGAGCGUCGAGGACCUGAUGGCGGAGAACGUUCGACUGCAGCGCCGUCUGGAGGUGGCCGAAGCUGGUCGCCGUGCAGCCGCGACGCAGAUCGACACGGUGAUCCGCGAGAAGAAGGAGGUGCAAGACUCGCUCGUGUGCGCAGUGUGUCUGGAAAACCAGGUGAACCGCGUGCUGAUUCCGUGUGGACAUAUAUACUGUGCAUCGUGCGUACAGCAGCUUCCGCGACCCUCGUGCCCGAUCUGCCGACAAAGCAUUGUCUCCAGCUCCGUGUUCCACGUCCCGUCCUAG
Molecule: messenger RNA, 14424 nt
Organism: Phytophthora infestans T30-4
Lineage: Eukaryota; Oomycota; Peronosporomycetes; Peronosporales; Peronosporaceae
Exons: 14
Coding region: 1-14424 (4807 amino acids)
Molecular function (GO): Hsp70 protein binding
Source: RefSeq, a predicted model, not a curated record